Messenger RNA from Spodoptera exigua (beet armyworm), 2788 nucleotides. The record is from the annotation of a GenBank genome assembly. Lineage: Eukaryota; Metazoa; Arthropoda; Insecta; Lepidoptera; Noctuidae.
CAGAACGAAACUCUUGCUGGAGAAAGGGAUGCCACGACUGCAAGAAAGAGAAAAAAGCUUGCCGCCAUUUAAAAAUGGCUUCUUUUUGAGUUGUCUUUUUCCCACUGGCAUAAUUUUGAAAUUAUCUCAAUUAUCCGGUAACAAAACAAUAAAAUACUGUGUUUAUUUAAAGUAGAUAAUGUUAUUGUACGUUAUUGUAUGAAAUAAGACUUAAUAUAAGCUUGUAUUAUUGACAAAAGUGUUAAAAUGUCGUGCCUAGGGCGAGGCGGUUCGCCCGACAAUAUACGACAAUAUUUAGCGUCGAAACGCUCGUUUUAGUGUUUAAAUUUAAACAAAAACAAUAAUAAAAAUGGACAAGAAAAAUAAAAAGAAAACUGUGAUUAAGAGGAAAAGUGAUGAGAGUGGUGAGGGUGAGAAAAAACAAAAAAUAAUGGUGAACCGUAAGAACGAGGAUAAAGAAAAGGUUGAGGUGGUGAAUCAGGUGGUGGAAGUUCCAGUGGAGCAGGGUCAGCAGAUUGUGCACACGGGGCAGCUGGUUGAGGGUAACUUCGAGCAGCCAGUCUUCGUGAACAUGAAGGGGGAACCAGUUCAAUUGGGUCCAAACACAGUCAUACUUUACGAGCAAAGUGGCAAUCCUUCGAAUUUUGCAUUCGGUGGUAUGUGGACCAUGGAUUCUUCGGGAAGGAUCGUGAUGGCAGAGACAAUAUAUGACGUAAAAGGAGAGCCAGAGGAAGAAGGUGCUAACUUUGUGCAGAGCAACACUGAAGUGACCACUCAACCAGUAGAAGAACAACAGAAUACAUAUCAACAGUUUGAGCUCAGCAGCGGCACACAAGUGGACGGCCAGCAGGAGUAUGAAGUGGCCAUCAUUGAGAACCCACCUGCGGAGACUACGGAGAACCCUGAACCGCAAGUGGUUACAAAUGAAGACCAACUAGUGGCCACAGGUACUGGAGCAGUGCGCUGGCUCAACCAGAAAUAUGAUUUUGUGGUGCGGAAACUACAGUUGAACUAUGACGCUGGCGUGAAACUCCUGCACUCUCCAACUGGUUGCAUACAGUGUGUAUAUCUAACUACACCCAGCAUGCAACUAGCUUUCAAUGCAGUGCCUCAGUUCCUAUGCAUUGAAACCGGCAUAGAGUUCAACAGCACCAUACCGACAGUGGGAGGCACGGGCACUCCUUCCCUCAAGCACAAUGUCACUCUGUUCCUCGCUGAAGAUGGCAACGGCAAAUCUGUUAUUGUCAGUGCUGGUAUUUCAACCCUGAUCGGUGAAGAUCUGACCUGGUUAUUAGAUACUUUCAAAUCCUGUAAUCCAGCGUGGAGGCAGGUCAGAUGCGUUGUUUGCGAUCCUACCAAGUGUCAACAGGCAGUCCGCGCGGCGUUUCCGUCGGCGCACGUGACGUGCUCGGUGUGGCAGGCGGCGCGCGCGGCGGCCCGCCACGUGGCGGCCGCGGGGGCGCAGCCCGGCGCCGGGGCCGCGCCCCCCGCCACCCCGCCGCUGCCCGACCUCGCCGCCAGGUGCAAGACAUACGCACUCGCACUGCUCAGGGGGGACCACACUCUCACUCAACUACAGGUACUGAAGCGCAGUAUUAUAGGAACAGGAGCCGGUACACUGCGUCUAUGGGAGAUUCUAUCUCGGCCCAACGGGGCCAUAGCCAAGCUGGACUCCUGGCUUGAAGCUGACAAUUACACUAAUAUACUUCAUAAGGGUCUAGAACGUCUAGUAACUAAAUUCCAGAACUUAGUCCGGAAUCCACUUCAGCUGGACGAGUUCGUCUCCAUAUUCUUCAAUGUAGCCAAUCAGCUCGAGAACGAUAGACGGACCUUCGCACUCAGUAGGUUACGGGACACGGAGACACUAAAACAGUCGCCGACGGAUACCAUCACUCAAUACGCUUACAAUCUCAUGUCUCACCAGACCAAGUUGGCGCAGAAAUGCCUCGACGAUAGAGCCGGCAGGAAACACAGCAGUGCUGCCAUCUGUAAGUACGGGACGUCGACGCAGGAGUGCUCGUGCCUGUUCAGCAAAGUAUUCCGGUUGCCCUGCCGACAUAUACUCAUGUUGACCACUGAACUUAAGGUUAAGACCCACAUCCCGUUCGAGCCUCGGUGGACUGUCCAACACUGUCUCUUUGGAUGCGAGAAUCUUAAUUCAACGGCUACUAAUAAUACCGGCGCUGGUUCGUUCCUGGAGCAGGUCGUCGUGGAGACUGAGGAUGCGCCGCGACAGGGCAUACAGCAGUCUGCAGUGCAUCAGGUCGGUGGAGUCAGGCAGCAACAGUAUGUGCUAGCUACGGCCGGCCAACCCGCGACUCCCGUCUCACAGGUGAUAUUCUGCGGAGGCGGCGUAGGAGGCGUAUCUGGCGUGUCGGGCGUCGCGGGCGGAGCCCCCGUGAUCACGUCAGUGCUCUCAGCCGGGGGCGCAGUCCUAACCCCACACCAUUCGCUACACCACUGACCCAAACUGACGAACUCCGCGAAACCGCCACAAAAUGGAGGCAUCAAUAUAUAAAAUGGCCGCGGGGUUUUGGACUUUGUAUAAAACCGGGUUUUGGCUUCAGAUAGGGCUUUGUAUAAGAAAUGUUAUAGGGGGAUGGAUGCUGGUCGUUCCCGACUGAUGUGGAAGACAUUUGGGGGGAGGGAGUAUGAUGAUGAUGAUGAGAAAUGAUACCAUGUGGGAAAGUCAAGCUUAGAACACGGUACACGGCGUGAUACCACGGCUUCACAAUCAUAAAACUAUUUUGGUGUUAUGGCCUCACAGUACCAUAUCAAUAUCAGGGCA